ACAACGGAUGGAGAACGGCGGAUGUGACGUCAUUCAGUGGCCUUCAGCGUUGUUUAAAUACAGAUUUGGCAGACCGACGGCGAGUCACAGAUAAUUGCUCGAAAUCUCGGCAAAUUCUCGUGAGACUGGUUUUAUGAGCUCUAGAGGAAGCUCCGUAGCGAUGAUAUCUUGUAGUACGUGGGACUUCAUCGUGAUUUGGUCACUCCUCUGUUUGUGUACAUGGACCGAAGCAGGCUACUAUAAGACGGGCAAAAUGAAUCAUCGCAGCGCAGAAGAAAAGCAAGAACAUCUGAUCAACUCUCUAGGAGAGUUUGAUAUAACUUACCCGACUGAGUUAGAUCACCGUGGUCAGGUGACCGACCACGUGACUACCCUUUCCAGUCAUCGGCGUCGUCGGCGGAGCGUAACUGAGGAGGCUGGGCCAAUAAUCUAUCAGGUCCAAUUCAAAGGAAAGACCAUCAAAAUGAUACUAAGAGUAAACACGAAGCUUUUCGGAUCGGACUUUACAAUCGAGCGGUAUAAAGAGGAUGGAACAAUUGAGAGAAAAGUCUCCACAGACGUUCACUGUUACCUUGUGGGCGAGACAGAAUCGUUUCAUACCAGCGUGGCCAUAAGUGACUGUGAUGGACUGGCUGGAAUCAUAGAUUUAGGAAAUGACACGAUUUACAUCGAGCCCGUGUUAAACUCAAGCCUUGUACUUCAUCGCGGUUGGACGAGACCUGGUAGACCACAUCUCUUGUAUAGAAAAUCCGUCCUGGAACGCAAAGACCAGCAUAAUCUGCAGUAUGAUGAACUUAAAAUGGAGAAUUUCCCUACCGGACUGAAAGUUGACGGAGGAUCGAGUCACGCUGCAGCUGCUCGUACGGAAAGCUCUUACAUUACAAUCUCUAACAAAGCAAAUCGGGCGAUAAAGCUUUACUAUGUCAACGGCGGAAAGGAAUCAUUUUUCCAAAUCUUGAAAGAAGGAGAAGGGCGGAGCAUAGAUACCUUCACAUCACAUAACUGGGUUGCAAGAGACUUCGAUUCCGGGAAACAACUCUUUAUCAACAAAAAAAAGGUCUAUUCUCCCCCACCCGGCACUUCUCUCAGGAGACGGGACAAAGUCGAUGUCACCAUACCACCUGGACUGAAGCUCCCCGCGGCCACACAGCCCUCUCAACCUGACAGCCACAUAACGUUUAUCAACAAAUCAAAUCGCUUUGUCAAGCUGUACUACAUCGAGGAAGGAGAAAUCAUCUUUUUUUUCAAUCUUUCCCCGGGAGAACAAAUGGACGUGAACACGUACACGACACACACAUGGUUUGUUAGAGACCUCGACACCAGAACAGUUCUUCAUGUAAAUGGACAUAAAGAUUACGUGCCGAAGGAAUCAGAUAUUUACCAUCGGAUACGAGUUUACAUCACUGUGCCAAGCACGAUUUCUCUUCCUGACAUGAAAUUUCCUGCCAUGCUCAAAACGAAACCAAAGUACAUCGAAGUGAUGGCAACCGCUGACAGCUCAGUAGUGCAGUUUCAUGGCAAAGAAAAAUCAGAGAAAUACAUCUUAACUUUGAUGAACAUUGUCUCCAGGAUAUUUCAGCACAAGUCUAUUGGUGCUCCCAUUUACUUUGUUGUUGUAAAACUUGUUCUUCUGGAAAAAGAUCCGAAAGAAAUCAAGAUCACUGGUACACCGAUGUCUAGUUUAUCAAGUGUGUGUUACUGGGGUCACAAGACAAGGAAAGGCUUUGAUAAAAUUAACAAGGAUUACUACGACCAAACGGUUUUCCUAACGAGAAAAGACUUUGGACCGUCAGGCUAUGCCCCAGUCCAUGGCAUGUGCUACCGAAUACGAAGCUGUACCUUGAACGAGGAAGAUGGAUUUACGUCAUCAUUUAUCAUUGCUCACGAGACAGGCCAUACAUUAGGAAUGGAACAUGACGGGGUGAAUAACAACUGCUCUAAUGACGUCAUCAAGGGAAGCAUUAUGGCGCCUCUGGUGCGAUCUCGAUUUGAUCGGUUUUACUGGUCUUCUUGCAGUCGGCGCGAUCUUUUAUCGAAACUCAAAGCCUUAUGGUGUUUAGACGACGUUCCAUUCCGAAAUAAAAUUCCUUACUUGACGAAACUUCCAGGCCAGAUCUACACCAUUGACCAGCAGUGUCAGCACGACUUUGGCAGGAAUUCCAGGUUCUGUAGCGCGAUGAAACGUGAUCCUUGUGUUGAGCUCUGGUGUGGCCGGCAGUCUUUUUCAACCUACACUAACCGCUUCUGUCAGACUCGACGCGUUGCUGCUCUGGAAGGAACAAAAUGCGCAGUAAAUAAGUGGUGUCGGCUUGGAAAAUGCGUCCCCAUGGAUGAGGAUAAUUUUGGUAUUCCUCUUCCUCGUCCGACAUUCACACCAGUACAUGGUGGCUGGAGUGCUUGGAGUGAGCUGAGUGAAUGUUCGCGGUCUUGUGGAGUAGGGACUCGUCAGCAAACAAGAAAAUGCAACAACCCUGUGCCCAAAGAGUACGGACGACCCUGCGAGGGGAAAAGUAUUAGAUUUGAACUGUGUAAUGUCAUGGACUGUCCAGGCCAGCUGUUAACGAUUGAGCAAGCACGAAAUGAACAGUGCAAGAGGCGUGCGCCUUUGUUGUCACCAGAAGUCAACGGAGAGUGGUUCUCUUAUGAUGUUUACAAAGCUAACAUCGACUGCGACUUUGAGACUAACUUGUGCGGAUGGACAAAUGACCCUCAUGAUAAUUACGACUGGAAGUACCACAAGGGCCGUACUCCUACAGCUGGCACGGGUCCCUCCACAGAUCACACCAAAGGAAAACACGGUCAUUACGUGUUUUUGGAGACCUCACGGCCCGUAGAUCCAGGAUGGAAGGCCAGGCUCGUCAGCAAGUACAUAGGCAUGCGCGUUGCGUGCCUUAAGUUCUGGUAUCAUGCAUUUGGUGAUGACGCCCAUAUGGGUUACCUUCAACUGGUGGUCAAAACAAGUACGGACGAAAAGGUGGUUUGGAGCGUCAACCGAAAUCGAGGAGAUAGAUGGGUGUUGAAAUAUGCGACGAUAUAUAGCAUGAGACCGUACAGGUUCAUUUUUCAAGGCGUCAGAGGUGACGGUUAUCUCAGUGAUUUCGCUUUGGAUGACAUCUCUCUCGAAAAUAACCCGUGUGGCCUUGGAAUGUUGGGACUAACAACAAUAAACAACAAAAUAAAUCUUAAUCCCUGUAAACAUUUCUGUGAAGCGACUAAAGACGGAAACAGUGUAGACGUCAUACAAAUGGAUUUAGAAAACGGGAGCCGUUGUCACGACAGUUUGAGUUCAUUUGAUGUCUGUAUCCAAGGAAAAUGCCAGCAAGUAGGAUGUGAUGGUGUUAUUGGAUCAAACAAAACUUUGGACAGUUGUGGUGUGUGUAAUGGCAACAACAAGUCAUGUUCACAGACUAACGGAUCUAUCACUACGUUUCCGAAAGAAGAUCUUCAGACGUUAUUAGAAUGUCCAGUUGGUGCUACCAAUAUCAUGUUGGAGGACUCAUCCCCAAACUUCCUCGUUCUUGACGGCAUGGGAGUAAAGAAGCCGUAUUUUAAUGGCGCCGCAGAGGAGUCCGUGUCCAAAGUGUAUAAAUUUGCUGGCUCAAAGUUCACUUACAGGCGACAAGGUCACAUAGAGGCGCUAAGUGCACUGGGCCCAAUUAAAGACAGGAUCAUAGUAAAGGUUAGUCACGUGCCCCGUGGGUGGCUAAAAGGCUGUCGUUUUUGUUUCUUAAUUUUAGGAAUUCAAACACGCCUAUUCAAAUGCCGCAAACACGAAGACGACUCAGAGGUUACGGAAAGUAACUGCUUUUCCAGCAACAAACCCGAACCUUUGACAAAACCUUGUAAUUUGACGGCUUGUGAGAGGUUCGAAUGGCGUGCUUCUAAAUGGACCAGCUGCUCGUUGCCUUGUAAUGGUGGAAACCAAACUCGCACAUUGGAAUGCAGAGCCGUGCUUGCUGAUCACCAGGCCAACUCUUCCCUCUGUACCGGGGAUAAGCCUGAGACCGUGCAAAUUUGUAAUGACGAGCCUUGCCCUGCCAAGUGGAUUGUGGGUAAUUGGUCAGAGUGUUCGAAUACUUGUGGGAAUAGCAUGCAGUCCCGCUCAGUCCAGUGUCGGGAUGUACUUGGUAGCUUGUCGUUAAAUUGUCCAAGUAGUACCAAAGCACCAACUCGCAGGAUCUGUAGGAAACAGCCUUGUGAUGGAAGUGUUUUCGCCAAGUUGUCCUGCUCCUUUGAAGAAGGGUUGUGUGAGUGGGAAAACGUGCAAGGCUCUAAGCUAGACCAGUUUGACUGGACUCUGUGGAACGGAAGUACACCAAGCAGGAAUACGGGUCCUACCAACGACCACACCCUUGGAACCUCCAAAGGUGUUUAUGCCUACAUAGAAGCAUCAGACCCUCGAAAAAGAAAUGACCGAGCAAGAUUAAUAAGUCCAGUGGUUAGGGCCAAUAGAGUCUGUCUUGACUUCUGGUAUCACAUGUAUGGCCAAAACAUGGGCUGGCUCCGUGUUUUCUACCGGAAUCCAGUCUCUAAAAGAGAACGGCGGCUAUGGUACAGGUCAAAAGAUCAAAACAACGAGUGGCAUAACGAACGGCUUGCUAUUUCCUCGUAUUUGCCGUACCAGGUAAAAUCUAUUGCUCUGUGGCCUUGUGCCAAGAGGUGGAGCUAGUUUGGGGGUGGGGGGAUGGGGGGUGAUGGGUAGGGUGGAGAGAUAGUUUCAAUGAAACAACAAGUUCAUCAGAGUGGUUUGACGGGGCGGCGGGAAUCAAGUUGUGCUUAACGAUUAUUGUCCAAAAUUGGCAAGAUAGUUAUAAAUAAAACCUAAGUUUCUGUCUCUUUAUAAAGAAUGCAGCCACGUCUUCUUACUAUAGAUAGCGGAGAGAAACCAGGGAUACAGGAGAGUUCUAUCAGUGAGUCAAGCCAGAGAAAUGACUUCCCAUGAUCUUCAUCACAUAAUCAAAAACGGGGAUUUUGUUUCCUUCUAAGGAAUGUUACUGUGUUGUAAUGUUUAAGAGCGAGGUUAGAAGAGUAACGAGACUUUUGCCUGUGCGCAAAAAGCUGACUCCUGAUGCUACGU
Molecule: messenger RNA, 5077 nt
Organism: Orbicella faveolata
Lineage: Eukaryota; Metazoa; Cnidaria; Anthozoa; Scleractinia; Merulinidae
Product: A disintegrin and metalloproteinase with thrombospondin motifs 2-like
Biological process (GO): proteolysis; extracellular matrix organization
Cellular component (GO): membrane; extracellular matrix
Molecular function (GO): metalloendopeptidase activity
Source: RefSeq, a predicted model, not a curated record